Messenger RNA from Amphimedon queenslandica, 1022 nucleotides. RefSeq names its product ATP-dependent DNA helicase Q-like 3. The record is from RefSeq and is a predicted model, not a curated record. Gene Ontology annotation, biological process: double-strand break repair via homologous recombination. Gene Ontology annotation, cellular component: chromosome; cytoplasm. The annotation marks the transcript as partial. Gene Ontology annotation, molecular function: 3'-5' DNA helicase activity; four-way junction helicase activity; nucleic acid binding. The transcript has 3 exons. Lineage: Eukaryota; Metazoa; Porifera; Demospongiae; Haplosclerida; Niphatidae.
AUGGAUGCUCUUGUCGCAGCUGAGGAAACUCUGGGAUUGUCUCUUAAAGAAAAGCAAAAGGAGGCUGUUUUAGCCGUACUUGAUGGCAAAGAUGUGUUCUGUGCACUCCCUACUGGUUAUGGGAAGUCCAUUAUAUAUAGAAUACUUCCAACAGCCUUCGAUUAUUUACUAGGUCGAGAACCAGGACAUAGCAUAGUAGUUUGUAUUUCACCUUUAAAUUCUUUAAUGAUUGAUCAGGAAAGGAAUUUCAAGUCAAAGGGCAUUGCUGUUGAAUGCAUAGGUGAGAUACAGAAGGAUCAAGGAGUCAUUAAAAGAGUAAUUAGUGGUAAUGUUCCACUAGUAUUGAUAACUCCAGAAAGCAUUACAACUAAUCCUCUGUUUCGUGGUAUGCUAUUAUCACAAAAGUUUAAAGAAGGUAUGGUGACACUUGUUGUUGAUGAAGCUCACUGCAUUAAGACAUGGGGGGACAACUUUCGUAGGUCAUUCUCUGAUUUAGGCCAACUACGCAGCAGCCUACCUAAGAUACCAGUACUGGCAGUAACAGCAACUGCCACACAUGGCACUUAUGAUGUUGUUACUAAACGAUUAGCUAUGGAAGAUGUAGUUAUCAUUGGAUUGUCACCAUGCCGAGACAACAUCUUCCUAUCAGUAAAAUGUGUUACUCUGGCUGAUUUUGUAGAAAACAUAGCAGAGAGUGUGAGGCUCAAUAAUGUGAAUCAUCCAAAAACUCUAGUUUUUUGCCGAACGUAUACUGACUGCAAUUUAGUUUAUGAUAUGUUUGAGGAAAAGCUUGGUUCUUGUAUAACAUUUCCACCUGGGUAUCCUAACAGUCGUAAAUAUCGAAUCAUUGAUCUAUACACGCAAGCUAAUGUUGAUCAGGUGAAAAAGGAAAUACUUAGUGAAUUCAUUAAAGAAAACUCUCUUAUUCGAGUUAUUACUGCAACAACUGCUUUUGGGAUGGGUAUAGACUGUCCUGACAUUGCCAACGUUUACCACUGGGGAUCACCACAUUCUAUGGAAGA